AGUACUUGUAGUAUUGCAGUAUUUAACUUAUUUUACUUACUAUUUAACAGGAAAUAUAGUAAGGAGAACAUCUGAAGUUCUGGUUCUGACCCGGUUCUGUCAGUCAGCCUGCUGUAUGUUAAUGAAUGAAUAUUUUCUGAACACUUUGAUUGAACCUGAUCAAUAAUCAAUAAUCCUCAAGUAUUUCACUUCCUGUGACAUUUGUGUGGGCGUGGCUUCGCGGUGGACACGCCCACAGCUGAUUCAAUAAAAUUAAUUAAUUAAAAUUAUUCAGAUUUGAUUCUGACAAACUUACAACACGUUUAUUUAUUAUUAUGUUUAUUAUUAUUUAUUAAUUAUUACAUUUUUACAUUGCACAUAAACUUUGAACUGAUAGUAAAACUACCUCGUUACUUCGGUAUUUUCCGGUACUUUCCGGUUCGGGUGUUUUUUUCACCCCGCCCCCUCCUUCUCCUGUAACCUGACCCCUUGUUGUCAUGGUGACCUGAUCACUAACGAGCCCGCUUCAGAUCGUGUUCUGUGUCGGUUCGGUGAGUCUGUUAAUCAUCUGUGGGGGUUCUGGAGGAUCCUCCUCCGGCCCCCCGCCCCCCCUCAGCAGCCGGAUCUACUGCUCCUCCUGCAGUCCUGCUCCGGUCCUGCUCCGGUCCUCCUCUCGUCCGGUCCUGCUCCGGUCCUGCUCUCCUCCGGUCCUGCUCCGGUCCUGCUCUCGUCCGGUCCUGCUCCGGUCCUCCUCUGGUCCUGCUCCGGUCCUGCUCCGGUCCUCCUCUCCUCUGGUCCUGCUCCGGUCCUGCUCCGGUCCGUACCGCCAUGCCGAACCGACAGAAGCAGGUCCUGUUCUCGGUGUCCGGUCUGUUCGGGUUCUCGUGCGCCCUGACCGCAGCCGUCGCCACCGGACUGCCGUUCUGGCUGAACGGAACCGUGCUGUGCCGAACCGGAGCCGAGCUGGUCAACGCCACCGGAGCCGAACUGGACCUGUUCCUGGGAGAGCUGAAGCUGGGCCUGUUCCACGGACAGAGGGUGAAGCAGUGCGGCCUCGGAGGGAGGCCGACCCGGUUCUCAGUCUUCCCAGACCUGCUGAGCGUCAUCCCAGCAGGCCUCCACGUCACAGUGAUCUUCUUCUGUGGUGUUGUGAUUCUCUUCUCCUCCGUGGCCACCGGCUUCUUCUUCUUCAACGCCUUCGGGCGUCCCUACGAGACGCUGCAAGGACCCAUGGGACUUUACCUGUGGACCGCCAUCUGCUGUCUCGGCAGCUGUCUGGUUCUGGUUCUGUUUGCAUCGGAGGUGAAGAUUCAUCGUCUGUCCGAGCGGAUCGCCAACUUCAACGAGGUGCACUACGUCUACCAGACGUACAGCGAGCACUAUGAGUGGUCCUUCUGGCUCUUCUUCCUCAUCUUCCUCCUCCAGGGACUCAACAUCCUGUUGAUCCGGUUGGCCGGGAUUGAGUUUCCCUUCCAGGACAGCAAAGAAUUGGACCUGAGUGGGGGGGCGGCUGACCUCAUGUACUGACCUGAUUUGACGGGUCAGAGAGAUUGAAGAACCCGCCACGGUCCAGAGUGACCCGUCUCAACAUUCACCACUUCCUGUCUGAAAAACACACAAAACAUCAACAGAACUGUGAACAGAACCAUCAACAGAACCAUCAAGUUCUGACGUUAGAGACAACACGGAGGGGACUCUGCAACAAUGAGGUCGUUUUUUGCCUGGGUUCAGGUUCUGGUACCGCGGGGCUAACCCCACCAGACCACGUUCAGGCCUUUGGACCUCCCUCUCGCUUCUCUCCAGAACCUCCUGCAUCUUCAUAGUCUCUGGAGUCAGAGUUCUGGUUGGAACUGUCGUAAUGCUGAGUCCAGCCUGUGCUAAUGAUUCUUUAAGUUUGAAGCUAACGAGUUUUAAUUAAUUAAACUGAUUAAAGUCGAUCAGAUGUUACAGCCUCAUUAGUUUGUUUCUAACGCUUUAUAAACAUUUGUUGAACAUUAAAAGGUAUUUUCAAACAGAUCUGAGGUCA
Larimichthys crocea (large yellow croaker) is the source of this 2005-nucleotide messenger RNA. It is a transcript of the gene clrn1, whose product is annotated as clarin 1. Gene Ontology annotation, biological process: equilibrioception; sensory perception of sound. The coding region runs from base 808 to 1506 and encodes 232 amino acids. NCBI's taxonomy places the organism in Eukaryota, Metazoa, Chordata, Actinopteri, Sciaenidae. The transcript has 3 exons. The record is from RefSeq and is a predicted model, not a curated record.